AUGGCGAAUGGCUCAGAAUCAGCUCCCGGGCUCUCAAUCUCCCAAGAGACCUUUGCUAAACUCACGCCGGGCCCAUUCCUUCGCGCCCAUCUGAAACAAAAGACUCCCAUUCGACCAAACGGACGGUCACCAAGCGAGUUCCGCACUCCGACGAUCAACACUGGUUCCCUCACUCACAGCAAUGGCAGUGCCGUAGUACGACUCGGCGACACCGCUGUAGUUUGUGGUGUACGCGGCGAAGUAUUACUCGCAUCAGACAUACCGCAUCCGCCUGGAGAAGACCUGGACAAGAAAGACCUCAUUGAAGAUAUAGGUCUGGUAGUUCCCAAUUUGGAAUUGAGCACUGGCUGCUCGCCAGCACAUCUUCCAGGCAGCCCGCCCAGUACCCUGGCGCAGUCUUUCUCUUACCGCAUCAGCUCUCUGCUCCACGACUCUCACAUGGUCGAUGUCGACAGCCUUCGCAUCCGGUACACUGAGCCGAAGGCCGAAGAUGCUCUCCCGGACGAAGAGCCAACUGUGAUCACGAAGGCAUACUGGACUCUAUACUUGGAUGUACUUUGUUUGGCUCUGGAUGGAAACGCGUUCGAUGCUGCGUGGUUGGCCGUGACCGCUGCUCUCAGAGAUACGAAACUUCCACGAGCAUGGUGGGAUCCAGAUCAGGAAGGCAUCAUCUGCUCGCCGCUUGCGUCUGAAUGCCAUCCACUGCAGCUGAUUGGGCUGCCGUUGGCGGUGACCUUCGCUGUAUUCACUACCGCAUCGCCUUUGAAGAAACAGGAAGAGGCCGAGACUUGGGUUCUCGCCGAUCCAGACUCGUUUGAGGAGGAUCUCUGUAACGAGAGAAUAACAAUCGUACUUCAGCCGGCAUCUCGCGGCCGACCAGAUGUUUUGAAGAUCGAAAAGAGCGGUGGUCCUUACAUUGGAAAGGAUACCAUUGCACGUUGCGUUGAAGAGGCUGAAACCCGACGGAUGCAGUUUGAGACCGCUUUGACGAACGGCUGA
Molecule: messenger RNA, 999 nt
Organism: Lecanosticta acicola
Lineage: Eukaryota; Fungi; Ascomycota; Dothideomycetes; Mycosphaerellales; Mycosphaerellaceae
Source: the annotation of a GenBank genome assembly